AUGAAUGACGGCCAACAAAUGAAAAAGAUGAAGGUAGGAACUGGUAUGGGAGCGGUAGCGUUGAAUUUUGAUGAGGAAGAGUAUGAUGAAUCACUGGAUGAAGAUUAUGAUCCAACUAAAGCGGUUGUAAAUCAGAAUGGGGCAGAAGAUGAUGACCGGAGCGAUGGAGAUGGAACGUAUCAAGACGAUGAUGAUGAACAAGAGGAGAAAUAUAACUACUCUAAGAUAGAAAGCGAAUAUGGAGGGUUGAUAAGUACGCGUGCUGCCAAGAAGCGUCAAGAUUUGGUUCAGGUUUCGAAAUAUGAGGUGCUUGAAGGCGGACAGAUUUCUCCCGAGGUGGAGAAGAUAUGGCAGGAAUUAAAAUUGCGAAGUGACGAUCGUAGUAGUAUCCGGAAAUCUAUUAUGGCUAACGAGCAGUUUGAAGAGAAUGAUGAAGAGUUAAAAGAGAAUCAACUAUUAAUUGAUAGGACCUAUAAGUUUGCAGGUGAGGUUGUAAGAGAGAAAAGGUGGGUACCGAAAUCAAGUGCAGAAGCUCAAGAAUAUUUAAGUUCGUUAAAAUUUAAACAAAAAGAUUCAAUACUUCUGCUGCCUUCAAAGGCAGGUAAGGCUAACGGUAAUCUUCAGCGCCCACUUAAAAGACCUCCCAUUUUAGAACAAAUCAUAGCUGGUUCUUUGAAACCCAAGUUAACAACGUUGGAGAAAUCGAAGCUUGACUGGGCUACUUACGUCGAUAAGGAAGGGAUUAAUGAUGAGCUUCAAUUGCAUAAUAAGGAUGGCUAUUUGGCAAAACAAGAUUUCUUAAACAAAGUACAGGGAUUUAAGGAUGAUCAGUAUAAGGAGAUGCGGAGUAACGAAUUAAAACAGAGAAUUAAAGACUAA
This is a messenger RNA of Eremothecium cymbalariae DBVPG#7215, 879 nucleotides long. RefSeq names its product Swc5p (gene SWC5). Lineage: Eukaryota; Fungi; Ascomycota; Saccharomycetes; Saccharomycetales; Saccharomycetaceae. The record is from RefSeq and is a predicted model, not a curated record. Bases 1 to 879 code for a protein of 292 amino acids. The transcript has a single exon.